UCGUGGCUAAGUUCGAACGUUUUCACAUCGGCAUUAUCGAUAACUCCCCCAAAAGCAGGCGGAAUCACGUGUGUGACAAACAUGUACGUUUGUACACGUGUGUCAGUCAGUUUACAAUCCUCCGCGCAUGCGCAGUAGUGAGACGGUGGCUCCCCUGGUUUCCCAGGGUAACCAUCAACAAGCCUGUAGCGAGCUAACGGCAUGUUUAGCUUUAGGUUGUAUUCAUAUCGCUAUGGUCUGUAUUACAUUAGACAAACAUAGUGGUAAUUUAGCGCUACCAAUUACACACUAUUACGCAUAGGAAGCGUAAAAGCUUACGUUAGCCUGCAUUACUUGUCACAGUGAACUUAACAAACACUGGCUUAGCUAGCAUGCUAACGUCAGUGAGCGCGUCCACAGGAAAGCGUGUAGCGGUGCAGUCUUCAGAAUGACUAAUCAGCCGUUCACGACGCUGGCUUACACGAAGAGCCCGAAAACAACAAGGAGAACAACGUUUCAGGACGAACUUCAGGCUGCUGUCUCCGCCAGGGCGAACCAAACCAAAACGGAUCGAUACUCGUAUUCCGACGACUUCAACGACGACGAAGACGAUUUUUUUAAUGAGCUCCUUAAAUCAAGAAAAAAAAAGUCUGGGUCGAUCAAAGCGGCGAAGAGUCAAGCCAAAACAAACAACUUUGACAUUUCAGACGACGAGGGCAAACAGGGCCGGACGAAGAAGGUUUCCUUUCUAAAGACCCAGAAAAUCGCCUCUCCCUCCGAGUCGCGCGAAAACGAGCCCCCCGACCCCCCCGCCGGUCCACCCAGCAAUCACCAGGACUCCUCGUCCUCGCCGCGCUCCACCAACAUCAGCGAGGAAAACGUCCGAUUUGACAGCAGCGAUGGGCUGUCCACCGAUCCUCGGAUCGCGAGAAGGAGCUCCAGUAAAUCUGUGUCCUACCAAACGUCCGAUGACUCUCUCCUGGACAUGCCGUUGCCCUUACCGGCUGACAACAUUGGGGAGGGUCCUCCUUGUCCCGGGGAGGAGAGGAGCUCGGCCCCGGAGGGAGGCUGCCAGACUCCACCGGUAUCAGCGCCCGACCGCCCACGCGUGCCCUCAGCAGAUACCAACAAGGAGCCACCCAGGCCCAAACCGAGGCAGAGGACUCUCGGAUUGGGCCUUCGCGCCGUGGACAAGAUGGCCGAAGACGCUGGAUCUCCGGGUGUCAGCAGGCCCCAGACGUCCCCUGCGUCCAUCGCCCUGUCGUCCGACACGUCCAGCAGCCUCGCCGGGGGGGAAGAAGGCAGCCUCAGCAAAUCCUCUUUGGGGAAGAGUGAGCAGUCACAGCUAAACACCACAGCUGAUCCUGGAUCCACAGACGGCUUUAUUUCCGACGGCAGCAAAGAGCAGGAGAGGAAGAACUCCACGUCUUUGGAAGAGUUUCACGCUGACCCCGGGGAUCGCUCUCAGCGGGUCUCUGCUGUCCAACAAACGGCCCGUGAGAGCAGCAGGACAUCGUGUUCUCGCUCUGCUCAGAGACCGCACAGCGUGUGCUCCGGGGAGGUGCAAUCAAAGUACCUGGGAACUCUCAAACUCCUGGACCGCAAAGUCUCGGAGCACGAGUCUGAGCCCCGAGCAGCCGAUUCCCUCAGGGCGGCCAUUUACCAGGAAUGGCUUAAAAAGAAAAAAGAAAAGUCACGAGAUAACUUGCAAAUAAAGAAGGAGGAGGAAAUCCUGAAAGAGAAGAAGCAAAAGGAAGAAGAGGCUAAAAAGGGAGAUGCCGUUGCAUCGUAUGAGGCUUGGAAAGACAAGAAGGCAGAGAGUCUCAAAGCUAAAGCCAAAGAAAAGCAGGAGGCGAUCCGAAAAGCACAACGAGCAAUCGAAGAGAACGAAGAAAAGAAGCAAUCUGCCAAACAGGUCUUUGAGAAGUGGAAACGUGAGCACGAUGACCUCCUCAAAGAAAAGUCCAGAAGACAAAGAGAAGCUGAAAAAAAACGUUGCCUCAGAAAACAAGAGAAGGAGGAAGAAAGAAAGACAGACAGCAAAUCUGCCUUUUCUGACUGGCGUGAGAAGAAGACAGUUGUGCUCCAUGAAAAAGUCUUAACAAAGCGAGAAGAAAGCCAGAAGAAAGCGGAGGAGGAGCGCUACCUGACGGAGGAGAGAGACAAAAUGGCCUUGGAGAUGUAUGAAAGCUGGCUGCUACGGAAGGAUCUGGAACAGAAGAGACAAAGAGAAGAAAGACGAAUACAAGCGAUACUCCAAGACGACCCCCCACCUCCGUGGAGCCCACCGAAUAAAACCAUCCCCUUUGGGAAAUAACUUAAUAACUCUGUGUUACAUUUGAAAUGUCUUCUGUAUGUUGCAUUUUAAAUAUAGUUGAUGGCAGCUUCUGAAUUUUGUAUACAUAUUUUAUACAUUUUAGAUGUUUUAUAUUAGCGUGUCGGUAUCAAAGGAAAAUUGCAAUAACCGCUAUUACCAUGUUAUACAUUUGAAUGUAAAAUGGCAAUAAGAAAACAAGAUAUAAAAAGCUUUUUGAAUUGGUUUGCUGAUUCCUGUACUUUAAUAGUUGAGCUGCUGUUGGUUUCCACGUAAGGUGGAUUUUUGUCUUGAGAUUAUAAGAAGGUCCAAAACGUGACACAUUCUUAGAAACUAAUCAGUAAAACAUGAUUUACUUUUACCCAAUGUGUAUGUUACCCAUCAUCAAUAACAUUGACUGAGAAAAAAGGCCUUAAUGGAUAUCUUUAGGGAUGCAACAAAACAAUAAACUCAUGAGGGAGACACUUUCA
Molecule: messenger RNA, 2763 nt
Organism: Gasterosteus aculeatus aculeatus (three-spined stickleback)
Lineage: Eukaryota; Metazoa; Chordata; Actinopteri; Perciformes; Gasterosteidae
Gene: map9
Product: microtubule-associated protein 9
Biological process (GO): mitotic spindle assembly; mitotic cytokinesis; regulation of mitotic cytokinesis
Cellular component (GO): astral microtubule
Molecular function (GO): microtubule binding
Source: RefSeq, a predicted model, not a curated record